AUGUCAGUAUGUGAGAUCAAAUAUCCAGAGACAAUGGAAGGUGGGCGCCCUAAGCUUGGUCAUGAUCCCGCCAGGGAGCCGUUGACCCGGGUUUCCCAGAUGCCAGACCUGUGCAUGCAACAUGGCAGACUGUCCUGGUCACUUCGCCCAUAUUGAGCUAGCAAAGCCAGUGUUUCACUGUGGAUUUCUGACAAAGACUGUUAAAAUCCUUAGAUGUGUAUGCUUCUACUGUGCCAAGCUUCUUGUAGACCCUAAUCAUCCUAAAAUAAAAGAUCUCAUGCGAAAUCCAAAGGUUUUCUAGAAACGACUUGCACAUGUGUAUGACCUGUGCAGGGAAAGAACAUAUGUGAAGGUGGAGAUGAAAUGGACAAAUCUAAGUUUGGAGUAGAGAUGAACAAGGAAGAUGACGAGGAGCCAAAAUUGAAAGGUCAUGGUGGAUGUGGCCGAUACCAACCUAAGAUCCGCCGAUCAGCGCUGGACAUGGUUGCAGAGUGGAAACACAUCAACGAGGACUCACAGGAACGCAAGAUCGUUCUCACGGCCGAGCAUGUGCACGAAAUCUUUAAGAACAUUCCCGACGAUCACAGCAUGGUGCUGGGCAUGGACCCUAAGUACACACGGCCCGACUGGAUGAUUGUGACAGUAAUACCCGUGCCACCACUGUGUGUCCGCCCUGCGGUCGUCAUGUUUGGGUCUGCCCGAAAUCAGGAUGAUAUCACACACAAACUGAGUGAUAUCGUUAAGGCUAAUAACCAGCUACUACGUGAUGAGCAGAAUGGCGCCGCUGCACACAUCAUUGCGGAGGACGUCAAGAUGCUACAGUUCCACGUCGCAACCAUGAUCGAUAAUGACAUGCCUGGAUUACAAAGGGCGCUGCAAAAGUCCGGCCGACCGCUGAAGUCCAUCAAAGCUCGUCUGAAGGGAAAGGAAGGCCGUAUCCGUGGCAACCUCAUGGGGAAACGUGUGGACUUUAGUGCGAGAGCUGUCAUCACUCCCGAUCCAAACUUGGCCAUAGACCAGGUUGGGGUUCCUCGCACGAUUGCCUCUAACCUGACGUUCCCCGAGAUCGUAACGCCUUUUAACAUUGACAGAAUGCAGGCACUCGUACAGAGAGGGGCCAACCAGUAUCCCGGUGCAAAGUACAUCAUCAGAGACAAUGGUGACAGGAUAGAUCUACGCUUUCACCCGAAACCCAGUGAUCUACAUUUGCAGUGUGGAUACAAGGUUGAACGCCAUAUCCGCGAUGAUGACGUGAUCGUCUUCAACAGACAGCCAACGUUGCAUAAAAUGUCUAUGAUGGGUCACAGAGUAAAAAUACUUCCAUGGUCCACCUUCCGUCUGAACCUCAGCGUAACAACACCCUACAAUGCUGACUUCGAUGGAGAUGAGAUGAACUUGCAUGUGCCACAGUCCAUGGAGACUCGCGCAGAAGUUACCGAGAUCAUGAUGGUGCCGCGUAACAUCAUCACGCCUCAGUCGAACCGGCCCGUCAUGGGCAUCGUGCAGGACUCGCUGUGUGCUGUGCGCAAAAUGACCAAGAGGGAUGUGUUUCUCGAAAAGCACGAGAUGAUGAACUUGUUGAUGUGGCUUCCGCCCUGGGAUGGCAAGGUGCCACAGCCUGCUAUCCUGAAGCCGAAGCCUCUGUGGACAGGAAAGCAGGUGUUCUCCCUGAUUAUACCCGGUAACGUAAAUCUGAUCCGUACGCACAGCACUCAUCCCGAUGAGGAGGACACCGGCCCCUACAAGUGGCUCUCACCUGGAGAUACAAAGGUGCUUAUUGAGGGUGGAGAGCUCAUCACAGGAAUCAUCUGUAAGAAAACUGUCGGUCCAUCGGCCGGCUCCUUGCUACACGUAGUUGCACUCGAGCUUGGCCACAAGCUGGCAGCAGAUCUGUAUGGCAAUAUUCAGACUGUGGUGAACAACUGGCUGUUGCUGGAGGGCCACUCUAUUGGCAUCGGCGAUUGCAUUGCUGAUCCGCAGACAUAUAAGGAAAUCCAGGACACCAUCAAGAAGGCCAAGCAAGAGGUGAUAGACGUUAUCGAGAAAGCCCACAAUGACGAGUUGGAACCAACUCCUGGCAAUACACUCCGUAAAACGUUUGAAAACAUGGUCAACAGAAUUCUUAAUGAUGCUCGAGACAAGACUGGAAGCAGUGCCCAGAAAUCUCUGUCGGACUUCAAUAACUUCAAAGCCAUGGUGGUGGCUGGCUCAAAAGGCUCAAAAAUCAACAUCUCACAGGUUAUUGCUUGUGUAGGACAGCAAAACGUGGAGGGAAAGCGAAUCCCAUUUGGUUUCCGGCAUAGAACUCUACCCCACUUCAUCAAAGAUGAUUACGGCCCUGAGAGUAGAGGCUUUGUGGAGAACUCCUACCUGGCUGGUCUUACGCCAUCAGAGUUUUUCUUCCACGCCAUGGGUGGUCGUGAAGGUCUCAUUGACACUGCUGUCAAGACUGCAGAAACUGGUUACAUUCAGCGGCGUCUGAUCAAGGCCAUGGAGUCAGUUAUGGUGCGGUACGAUGGAACAGUACGUAACAGCAUGGAUCAGUUGGUGCAGCUGCGAUACGGCGAGGAUGGGCUUGACGGCACAGCUGUGGAGUUCCAGAUGCUGGCUUCCUUGAAACCCUCGAACAAAGCAUUCGAAAAGAAGUUCAAAUUCGACAUAUCUAAUGAGAGGAAGCUGAAGAGGAUUCUAAAUGAGGAUAUUGUUAAAGAACUGCUUGGGUCAGCUCAAGCUCAGGCAGAGAUCGAGACAGAGUGGGACCAGCUAGCCAAAGACAGAGACGUAAUACGCACCGUGUUUCCAAGUGGAGAUAGCAGGGUUGUGUUGCCGUGCAAUUUGCAAAGAAUGAUCUGGAAUGCUCAGAAGAUUUUCCACAUUAACACGCGGUCGCCGAGCGAUCUGCAUCCACUCAGAGUUAUUGAGGGGGUAAGAGAUCUGAGUAAGAAGCUCAUUAUCGUGGAGGGUGAGGAUCGGCUGAGUAAGCAAGCGCAGGAGAAUGCCACCCUAAAUAUAAAUGCCAUGCUGCGUUCUACGCUCUGCACCAAGCGUGUUGCAGAGGAGUACAAGUUGACGACUGAGUCAUUCGAGUGGCUGUUGGGUGAGGUCGAAUCUCGCUUCCAGCAUGCACAGGCACAACCAGGUGAAAUGGUAGGACCACUUGCAGCACAGAGUUUGGGAGAACCUGCUACACAGAUGACGCUAAACACUUUCCAUUAUGCUGGUGUGUCAGCUAAGAACGUCACCCUUGGUGUCCCACGUCUCAAGGAGAUCAUUAACGUUUCCAAGAAACCAAAGACGCCCUCGCUGACAGUGUUCCUGACAGGACAGGCGGCACGUGAUGCAGAGAAAGCCAAGGAUGUGCUGUGUCGUCUGGAGCACACAACACUUCGCAAGGUGACAGCAAACACUGCCAUCUACUACGACCCCGAUCCACAAAACACCGUGAUCGCCGAGGACCAGGAGUUUGUCAACAUCUACUACGAGAUGCCUGACUUUGACCCGACACGCAUCUCGCCCUGGUUGCUGCGCGUAGAGCUGGACAGAAAGCGUAUGACAGACAAGAAGCUGACUAUGGAACAGAUCUCCGAGAAGAUCAAUGCUGCCUUUGGCGAUGACCUCAACUGCAUUUUUAACGAUGAUAACGCUGAGAAGUUGGUUCUACGUAUACGCAUCAUGAACAAUGACGAGAAUAAGUUCCAAGACGAUGAGGAGGUUGUGGACAAAAUGGACGAUGACAUGUUCUUGCGCUGUAUUGAAGCAAACAUGCUAAGUGAUAUGACUCUCCAGGGUAUUGAAUCCAUUGGAAAGGUAUACAUGCAUCUGCCGAGCACCGAUAUCAAGAAGCGCAUCGUCAUCACGGAGGAUGGAGAGUUCAAGGCCAUCUCAGAGUGGCUGCUCGAGACAGACGGUACGAGUCUGAUGAAGGUGCUCAGUGAGAGAGAUGUCGACCCCAUCAGAACAACAUCCAACGACAUCUGUGAGAUCUUUGCUGUUCUGGGAAUUGAAGCUGUACGUAAGGCAAUCGAGAGAGAGAUGAAUUAUGUCAUCUCGUUUGAUGGCUCCUACGUCAACUACCGUCACCUUGCUCUGCUUUGUGACAUCAUGACUCAGAAGGGGCAUCUUAUGGCCAUCACUCGUCAUGGCAUCAACAGACAAGACACUGGUCCCCUCAUGCGAUGCUCAUUUGAGGAAACGGUUGACAUCCUCAUGGAUGCUGCAGCCUCUGCAGAGGUCGACUGGAUGAAAGGAGUGUCCGAGAACAUCAUGUUGGGACAGUUAGCACGGCUCGGUACUGGUUCGUUUGACCUGCUGUUGGAUGCUGAGAAGUGCAAGCAUGGUAUUGAGUUGCCGACCAACAUGGCUGGAGGCAUGAUGGGUCCCAGUGGUGGGAUGUUCUUUGGCACUGCGUCAACCCCGCAGAGUGGCAUGUCGCCUCAGAUGACGCCGUGGGGUCAGGGUGCGACACCGGCGUACACGGACAUGUGGUCGCCGGGCGUCGGCAGCGGCAUGACGCCGGGCGGCGCAGGCUUCUCGCCGUCGACCGCGAGCGACGCAAGCGGUUUCUCGCCCGGCUACUCGCCCGCGUGGUCGCCGCAGCCCGGCUCACCGGGGCCCGGGUCGCCCGCGAGCCCCUACAUCCCGUCGCCGGCCGGGCCGCUGUCUCCCAGCUACAGCCCGGCGUCGCCCGCGUACGUGCCGAGCUCUCCUGGCUCGCUGACGCCGCGCAGUCCCAGCUACUCGCCGACGUCGCCUUCCUACAGUCCGACAUCGCCCGGCUACUCACCGUCCAGCUCCUCCUACAGCCCGACCAGCCCGAGUUAUUCGCCCGCGCAGAAGAGCUACUCGCCGACGAGUCCCAGCUAUUCGCCGACCAGCCCCAGCUACAGUCCGACCAGUCCUAGCUACAGCCCGACCAGUCCCAGUUACAGUCCGACGUCGCCGAGUUACAGCCCGACGUCGCCCAGUUACAGCCCGACGUCGCCCAGUUACUCGCCUACGAGCCCAAGUUAUUCGCCGACUUCGCCGAAGUACAGCCCAACUAGUCCGUCGUACUCCCCCACGAGUCCUUCCUACAGUCCGACCUCGCCUAGCUACAGCCCAACAAGUCCGAGCUACAGUCCGACGUCGCCCAGCUAUAGCCCUACUUCGCCCAGUUAUAGCCCCACGUCACCAAGUUAUAGCCCUACAUCACCAAGCUAUAGCCCUACAAGCCCCAGCUAUAGCCCGACGAGCCCCAGUUACAGCCCUACCAGUCCUAGCUACUCCCCGAGCAGCCCCAAGUACAGUCCCACGUCCCCAAGUUACAGUCCAACUUCGCCCAGCUACUCCCCAAGCAGUCCGAGUUAUUCACCCAGUUCUCCCCAGUACACCCCGACAUCUCCAAAGUAUAGUCCCACCAGCCCAUCUUAUAGCCCAGCGUCACCUUCGUAUUCCCCAUCCAGUCCUAAGUACUCUCCGUCAAGUCCCAAGUACAGCCCGGCGAGUCCCUCCUACACGCCCACCUCGCCACAGUACAGCCCUUCAUCUCCACAGUAUAGCCCAAGCUCUCCACAAUACAGUCCUAGUUCUCCUAGUUACAGCCCUACGAGUCCGACGUACUCGCCCGCAAGUCCUACCUACUCACCGACGAGUCCCACCUACAGUCCUCCGAGCCCACAAGGUUCGCCCUCUUACUCCCCAACAAGCCCCACCUACUCCCCCACCUCCCCGACCGCCUACACACCUACAAUGGACGAGAGCAAUGAUGAACACUAAAGCACUUCGUUCGUGGGAGAACCUUUAUAUUCGUUGCAAAUGGUAUACGCUAGGGUUGAUAAUCGUGGUGUCGCCACCUGUCGCGCUUUGUAAGGAGCGUACGCGAUGAGAUGUACAUUUGUUCGUAUUAGUACUUUAGUCAUGGAGUUAAUUGUACGCAUUUAAUGGAAUUCGUGUAUUUUGUUGGUGCCAUUUCUAUUCACUCAAUUUAUUAAAAUCUUAAUCAUGAAACACUUCUUUAGAAACAGUUGCUGAUCAGUCAUGUCAGUCACAAUGGUAGAAUAGGGAAAUGUAUGCUUUAAGAUAUUCGUGUCAUCAUUUGUUUGACAUAUGUAAGUAUAAUGCCUUGAAAUUAGAGAUAUUACAUCAAAGUAAAUAUGCUCGUCGAAUUGCGGAAACAGAAAUCCCAAGAUUUUGCAUGCUUGUCAACUUAACCAUGUCAACAAUGCAGAUUUGUUACUAAAAAAAGUAAACCGGUUUGAUUUUUAAAUGUAUAAACGAAAUAAAUAUAUUGUUUCCCAAUUUGGGUUUGACCAAAUA
This is a messenger RNA of Priapulus caudatus, 6294 nucleotides long. Its product is annotated as DNA-directed RNA polymerase II subunit RPB1-like. The transcript has 26 exons. Gene Ontology annotation, biological process: transcription by RNA polymerase II. The record is from RefSeq and is a predicted model, not a curated record. Lineage: Eukaryota; Metazoa; Priapulida; Priapulimorpha; Priapulimorphida; Priapulidae. The coding region runs from base 364 to 5754 and encodes 1796 amino acids. Gene Ontology annotation, molecular function: DNA binding. Gene Ontology annotation, cellular component: RNA polymerase II, core complex.